AUGUCGUUACCAGUGAAGGUUGAGAGCUGGGGCUUGUGGUUGUCUGGAUACCCUAUUAAAGUGUGCCAGCUCUUAGAUUUUAGUACUGGGACUGUUGGAGCACCCAUGUGUUAUCGUUCAAUUGGUCUUGACGUUGUAACUGUUUCGACCAUGUCUCUAUCCCCUCAGUUCAUGGAAAGCCUUUGGGUACGGAAGUCAUUUUCCGCAGCUGGCCAUACGUUACUAGUAUACGACUAUCUCCUGACUUUCCGAGAUGAAUUCGUUUACAUCUGGGACGCCCCCUGGACGAUUGUCAAAAUCUUGUUUCUUCUCAACCGGUAUGGGAACCUUAUUGGACAGACUGUCGUCCGGCUGGAGGAGGCUGGUCUUCUCGCACAUGAUUCUCAAAAGUUCUGUCAAUGCUUCGCAAUUUUCACUAGUUGCUUUAUGUUUUUAUCCGUCGAGUCGAUCCACAUCCUCGUGCUCGUGCGUGCAUGGGCUAUCUGGGGAACUCAGAAGCGCGUGACGAACAUCCUCGCCUGGAGCUACGUGAUCUACGUCGUCACGCUAUUGGCCAGCACAUCGUAUAGUUUAUACGCUGGAAAUAUUCAGUAUCUAUUUCUGGACGUGAUUCACGUUUGCGUGACGACAAUGCCUAUCUCCGGAUACACUCUAGGGAAUUUCAGCCACUCUACCCGUCUAGUCUUCUCCAUGUGCUUUUUCGAGAUGCGAUCAUCUUUUUCAUCGACUGCAUUCUGGAAUAAUCCAAAAUAUUUCCUUGCCAAAGGGUUCGCGACUCCGUUACUUUCAGUAGUUGGUCAACGCCUAGUCCUGAACCUUCGAGGUCUCAAAACGCGUACCUACGCAACUCGCGAUCUCAGCCGUGAAGUGGACCGCCAACUUCAAGCAUUUGCUGAAGCAGACCUGGAUGAUGUAGAAUAG
Messenger RNA from Suillus subalutaceus, 921 nucleotides. RefSeq lists its product as uncharacterized. The coding region runs from base 1 to 921 and encodes 306 amino acids. The record is from RefSeq and is a predicted model, not a curated record. The transcript has 11 exons. Lineage: Eukaryota; Fungi; Basidiomycota; Agaricomycetes; Boletales; Suillaceae.